AGCUUCUUGGCACGCAACUUCUACAACAUGAAGUACAUCGCACUUGUGCUGGCUUUCUUCAUCAAUUGCAUUCUCCUCUUUUACAAGGUUUCAACAGGUGAGAGUAGUGACGACGACGAUGCAGCCUCUGCUGUGGCCGCUGCCGCCGAGGCGCUGAGCGACAACGAGGGUGAUAGCGAUGCCGGCGGUGGUCUGGCCGAAGUGCUGGCCAAUGCAAGCGAAGCUUUGUCCGACUCGGAAGGCCAGCGAAGAGGAAUUGGAGGAGUGGGUGAUUAUAGAAGAGAAGCUCUUCUAUCUGGAGCCAAUAAUCCGGUUCAUGGCCCUGUUUCACUCACUCGUCUCCUUCUGCAUGCUCAUCGCUUACUACCACCUCAAGGUUCCACUAGCCAUCUUUAAGCGCGAGAAAGAAGUUGCCCGUGCCAUGGAGUUUGAUGGCCUGUACAUCACCGAAGAACCUGCGGAGGACGACGUACGCGCUCGCUGGGACAAGCUCGUGAUAAGCACCAAGUCUUUUCCUGUGAACUACUGGGACAAGUUCGUCAAGAAAAGGGUGCGUCAGAAGUACUCGGAGACGUACGACCCCGAGGCCCUGAGCAAUGUGCUUGGCAUGGACAAGAGUGGAUCCAUCUCUCAGGAAAAGGACGAAGCCAGUGGCCUGUUCCCCUUCAUAACAAACGUAGACUGGAAAUACCAGAUUUGGAAGUCUGGAGUCACAAUCACUGAUAAUUCGUUCCUGUACAACCUGUGGUACUUCACAUUCUCGGUGAUGGGCAACCUGAACUACUUCUUCUUUGCGGCCCACCUGCUCGAUGUGGCUGUCGGCUUCAAGACACUGCGCACCAUCUUGCAAUCAGUCACACACAAUGGCAAGCAGCUGGUGCUGACAGUGAUGCUGCUGACCAUCAUAGUGUACAUCUACACGGUGAUAGCGUUCAGCUUCUUCCGCAAGUUCUACAUCCAGGAAGAGGACGACCAGGUUGACCACAAGUGCAACAGCAUGCUCACGUGCUUUGUGUUCCAUCUCUACAAAGGUGUCAGAGCAGGUGGCGGAAUCGGUGAUGAAAUCGAGCCUCCGGACGGUGACGAUUACGAAGUGUACCGCAUCAUCUUUGACAUCACUUUCUUCUUCUUUGUCAUUGUCAUCCUGCUGGCUAUCAUUCAGGGUCUUAUUAUUGACGCCUUCGGAGAGCUGAGAGACCAGCUGCAAAGUGUGGUUGAUGAUAUGGAGUCCAACUGCUUCAUCUGUGGCAUUGGCAAGGACUACUUUGAUCGGGUGCCCCAUGGCUUCGACACGCACGUUCAGAAGGAGCAUAACCUGGCUAACUACAUGUUCUUCUUGAUGCAUCUCAUCAACAAACCAGACACAGAGUACACAGGCCAGGAAACAUUCGUGUGGGAGCUAUAUCAGAAACGCUGCUGGGACUUCUUCCCGGUUGGUGACUGCUUCCGGAAACAGUAUGAAGACGAGCUAAUGGGCGCGGGAUAACCAUCGCCGCUUUAAGUUCAUUCAUCCAUCACCAAGCAGCACAUAUAGCGAAAAAGCUUUGAAAACAGUUGUUCAUGACAGUUCUUCCUGUAUUCGUGAUCAGAGAUGCAGGAAGUAGUGAUUCUUCAAAAUGUUUAGCAGGAACUGUAAUAUUGGAAAGUAAUCUUCAACUUGCAGGCAUUAGUCAGUGCAGAUAAUAUGAAGUUCUUUCAAAGUCGAUUGUUCAAAAUUGUAUGUCGCAGAAUAUUUUGCUUGAUUUCAAGGCACAGAUUAAAAACGAUGUUUUGAGGUGCCAAAAUUCACGCAUCUUGAAAAGUUUCUUAGUUGACUUGUGCCUGCAAAUAAUGACAUGCAUCUAUUGCAUUUAAAGAUUAUUUUCCUUAAUUUGUCGCCUUGUAUUGUAGUGCAUUUGUUGGGUGGAUACUUGCACAUACUUCAAAUUUUUUUUUUUUGCUUUAAUCAGCUCAUUUCCAAGAAUGAAAUGUACCUGGAAGUUUGCUUUCUACAAGUUAAGUUAUUUGCAAAAUCUGACAGUCUAUUACAACUGCAAUGUUUGUGAGCUUUUGACCCUCUAAUUUGCCACAGACGUUUAUUAUUCAAAGGUUACAUGGCAAAUGUCACUUUACGGAGGUUAAGUCAAAUACGUAGUGCUUCAGUUUUGUGGCAUGGGUGCUAACCAGAGAUCUCUGUUGAGAAGUGAUACUAAACACACUGACAGUGCUGUUGAAUCUUUGGGUACUGCAUAUCUGAGCUGUUGGCAGUUUGCAUAGGCGAAACCCACUGCGUAUGUUACAUGUAAAAAUGCUGAAAGAAUUUCAGUGCAAGUCUGGGCGCGUACAUCGUUAUACGAGAUAUCACAUCAACAAAAAAUGCCAAUCAUUGUGCCGAUCUAGUGUGUCAGAAAUAAGGUUGUGUCUUCCAUGUGAUCUGACAGCCAUGCUCUUCACGAGAAGUGGUAGAUUUUGCGCGGAGAGCUCCAUCGACCGCGCAGUAGCAAUCACAAUGCAAUAGGAAUGGCAUGUUGUGUUGUAGGUGGUUCUAGAUGUGUCAUGCUCGAUACAGAUGGUGUAAAGGUAUGUGUGAGGACAGUGUCUUUAAGUAGCUUUUCCAGUAGUUGCGCAUGUCUCUUUUAGAUAUACAAGCUUCACUGGCCUGUUUACAAACAGCAGUACUCAGCUUCUCAACUGCUUUUACCUUUGUUGAACAGUGCCUAGUUGAUCAGCAAGUGCAUACUUACAUGUUCCAAGCUCGGUUGUGUGCUUAGAUGUCGUCGUCAUAGAGCCUCAUGCCUUUUCAUUCUACAUGAUGACAUAGCUUUCUUCUUUUGAUGCUGUUUUCUACGUUGCCUCCAUUACCUCGACGACAUUGUAGGAAAGCAAUGGAAGGAGAGACUGGAUGUGUUGACAUGGACAAAGGAUAUCAUGGUGUUGUGUGAAACUUAAUACACAUAAACCUGUCUUUCGCAUAAACCUUUGUUUAAUAUGUGGCAAGGAAAUACUCCAAAGUCUCCAUGACUCUGUAUAAUCUCUUGCUCUUUACCUGUAUAGAAGAGAGCCUAAUAAAGGUACAUAGAGGAUCCAUUGAAUGCUUGCAUUAGAUAAAGCUAACGAAGAUGUUAAGGAGCGGUACUACUUUCGCAUUUUUUGUUUCUGCAUGCUACGCAGUGUCCCAGGUAUAUUACUCUUUCCCCAGCAAUAGCUGCAUAUGUUCUUUAACUAAUGGACCUUAACUGAGUCUUACCAGAGCCAUACAUGCAAAGGGAAAGUGAAGUGUAAAUACGGAGAGGGACUUUCCCUUUGAUUUAUUUUUCUCUUGCACAGAGAGCUUGUUGCUGCAGCUCUUGUAUGAUGUGACAGAGUGAAAGUCGAUGCCUUUGUUAUGACUUGCAUGCUGAAAGAGACUAUGUGAAUAGCUUAACUGCAAUUUUGGUGUAUGGUUUUGAGUUUUCCCAUUUGAGCCUGUGCAAGUAAUAUUUCAGUGUAGUCAUCUUUCUUACACAAUUUUUGCCUUAGCAAAUAUAUGUUUGUCCUCGCAGUUGUAUGUUAAACUCUUCAAGAUUACUUGAAGAUGAUGUUCAUUGUUUGCUGCUCUUCUUGCCAAACAGUUCUGUUUGUUAAUCCUGUACGCUGUUGCUGUCUGAAUAUUCUGUUGCCUAAGGGGACACCGAUCCUUGCUUGUUAAACCUUGCCUGGAUGCAGGCCGCAGUUUUCAAUAAAGAGUAAAACCAUAAAAAA
This is a messenger RNA of Dermacentor silvarum, 3720 nucleotides long. Its product is annotated as ryanodine receptor-like. Gene Ontology annotation, molecular function: ryanodine-sensitive calcium-release channel activity. The record is from RefSeq and is a predicted model, not a curated record. Gene Ontology annotation, cellular component: sarcolemma; calcium channel complex; sarcoplasmic reticulum membrane. The transcript is spliced from 14 exons. Gene Ontology annotation, biological process: calcium ion transport; intracellular calcium ion homeostasis; transmembrane transport. The coding region runs from base 179 to 1486 and encodes 435 amino acids. Lineage: Eukaryota; Metazoa; Arthropoda; Arachnida; Ixodida; Ixodidae.